Messenger RNA from Beauveria bassiana ARSEF 2860, 1614 nucleotides. RefSeq lists its product as uncharacterized. The transcript is spliced from 5 exons. NCBI's taxonomy places the organism in Eukaryota, Fungi, Ascomycota, Sordariomycetes, Hypocreales, Cordycipitaceae. The coding region runs from base 1 to 1614 and encodes 537 amino acids. The record is from RefSeq and is a predicted model, not a curated record.
AUGUCUGCAUCUGUAAAUUCGCAGAGCACCACAGAUGCUGGCGACUUCCAGUUUAUUACCGAGUCAAACAGUCGAGAACUACGGAGCCAUGCAAUGAAAUCUCAUUGGCGAAUGCGAAAGCAGCGGGCAAGCGGUCGACGCAGCGCAGGCAGCGGUUCACAGCCGCAUUUGCAGCCACUCCGGCCGCGCGUCCAUCACAAUCAUGUUCCAGCGAUACAUCAAGCUGACAGAGCAUCCGACACGAAAUCCAGUACUUUGACCAGCUAUGACCAGCUCCCUAGCAUGGGUGAUUUGACACGAGCAACCUCAGAGGCGCUUUGCAGCGCGAUGGGAACCCUGAGUGGCGGCCGCCUGGACCCGUUUGACACUCUUCCUGUCAGGCUAGCAACUGUGCAUCACAGACUAUUGUACCACUGGCUUUCCACGAGUGCGACAACGAUGCCCCACCAUCUCCCAGCUCCAAUUCUCAACACAGCGCGAGAUGUAUGGCUGCCACUUGACUUGUCAAAUGCCGCGUCAUUUAAUAUUUGCAUGGCUCACGCAGCUGCGCACCUGGCGCGGAUCCACGGACGACGAUGCUCUACAAUCGCUCUGAAUUUUAAACUAGAGGCGAUGCGAAUCAUCUCCGAAUGGAUACAAAACGAAGUAAAAGCCCUCAGCGAUGACAUGUUUGCAGCUGUCUUGAGACUCUUGACAUAUGAACGACAAUGGGGGACUGAAUCCGAUUGGCAAGUCCACCGUCAUGGCUUGCGUCAGAUGCUUGACGCUCGCGGCGGCGUUGAGGCACUCGCUAGUAACGGGCGCCUUGCACUGGUUGCAGUUCUAACAACACUUAUGGUACGACAAACGUGGUUCGAUUGCUCGAAUCACAUCUCGGGCUUGCUUGCUCCUCAAUCGCUCUACACACUCAGCCUUAUCACUGGGGACGAGUCGGCCGCCACUCGCCUUCGGUGUCUGUGGUUUCUUUCACUCAGUCAAGAUAUGGAACACUUUGUACUCCAUUCAAUGGAGACAAAGUCCAAUAUUCUUGCAAAUUAUCCCCAUCUUCAGGAUGCAUUGCUGCUCCUCUUGGUGGACAUUGAGGAAGAUGACGUCAACGUCAAAGCCGACGGCCACCACGGCGCAGACAUGAGCGAUGGUGAUUUCAGACGACUGGCAUGCAUUUUCUUCAUUGCCAUUCUAUACCGAUCCUCGAUUAUGCCACCACUAGAGGCUUCAAGCCCCAUUCAAGGGUCGUACAUAACCUGUCCAUCAGCCCUUUUUGCACUCAACGCACACCUAUCAGAAUACUGCGACACCUGGCGUUGGGAUGUGGAAGGACUUUACAUCACCCUCUUUACGGGCUUUUCCUCCGCUGGUGAUGGUAUACCUGACCGCGACUACGUGUUGGGCAUGAUAUCUAUUCUCAGGUCUCUGACCUGCGCCGCUCGCCACGGCAUAGAAAGCUGUUUACUGCACCAAGCUACGAGUGCAACGACCAACAGCGCCUUUCUCGAUCAGUGCAAUCCCCGAAACUUGGCCAUCGGUGAAGUCUUUACAGUCAGCCUAUCGACGGUCGGCUUUAUGCAUUUUGGCGAGCGUAUUAGCUGCGGCAUCCGAGAGCGAUCCGCAUAG